GCGGCGAUGGGCUCCGACACCAGCUUCGUGUCGGAGAUCGUCGUCCGCGAGCACGGCGAGGUGUUCGCGGGGGUGGCGUCCGUGGUGGACGUCGGAGGCCACAACGGGACGACAGCGAGGGCCAUUGCCGGGGCCUUCCCGCACGUGAGGUGCUCGGUGCUGGAUCUGCCACGUGUGGUGGAGGCCAUGCCGGCUGAUGGCACCGUUGAGUUCGUUGCCGGCGACAUGAGGGAGUUCAUCCCUCCGGCUGAUGCUGUCUUAUUUAAGUGUGUGCUACAUAACUGGAGCGACGAGGAUUGCGUUCAAAUCUUAAAACGGUCCAAGGAAGCUGUUUGUGCUCGAGAACCAAGGGGAAAAGUGGUAAUAACAGAAGUUGUGCUAUCAGGAUCUCCAUCUAAACAAACACUGGAAGCUCAGCUUUUGAUGGACCUAUGCAUGAUGGUGGUGGUAGAAGGCAAAGAGAGAACGGAGGACACGUGGCAAAAGAUUUUCCUGGAUGCAGGGUUCACUCGAUACAAGAUUACUCCCAUCUCAGGAACAACCCGGUCACUGAUUGAGGUAUUUCCGUAGCUGACCUGCUGAUCCGACCAUAAACGACCUGUCAAGAGUAUUGAA
Molecule: messenger RNA, 615 nt
Organism: Setaria italica (foxtail millet)
Lineage: Eukaryota; Viridiplantae; Streptophyta; Magnoliopsida; Poales; Poaceae
Product: trans-resveratrol di-O-methyltransferase
Exons: 2
Coding region: 7-570 (187 amino acids)
Biological process (GO): methylation
Molecular function (GO): S-adenosylmethionine-dependent methyltransferase activity; O-methyltransferase activity
Source: RefSeq, a predicted model, not a curated record